Mesitornis unicolor (brown roatelo) is the source of this 361-nucleotide messenger RNA. RefSeq names its product putative N-acetylated-alpha-linked acidic dipeptidase. Gene Ontology annotation, molecular function: carboxypeptidase activity. The transcript is spliced from 3 exons. The record is from RefSeq and is a predicted model, not a curated record. The annotation marks the transcript as partial. NCBI's taxonomy places the organism in Eukaryota, Metazoa, Chordata, Aves, Mesitornithiformes, Mesitornithidae.
AUCCUCUUUUUUCCGCUGUGGCGAACUUCUCCAAGGCUGCUGCUGAAUUUCACAGGAGGCUUGAACAAGUUGACAAGAAAGACCCAAUCGCAGUGCGGAUGAUGAACGACCAGCUGAUGUUCAUAGAAAGAGCUUUCAUUGAUCCUCUUGGCUUACCAGGAAGGAAGUUUUACCGACACAUCAUCUUCGCGCCAAGCAGCCACAACAAAUACGCUGGCGAGUCCUUCCCGGGGAUCUACGAUGCCAUCUUCGAUAUUGGAAGCCAAGCGGAUCCACACGAAGCCUGGGAUGAAGUCAAGAGGCAGAUUUCCAUCGCAGCCUUCACUGUGCAGGCAGCAGCAGGGACGCUGGAAGAAGCAGC